GGGGAAGGCGAGGGAGCCCCGCGCAGCGGCGCGGCGUCGGGCCCGCCAUGGCCGGGGUCAGCUACGCGGCGCCCUGGUGGGUGAGCCUCCUGCACCGGCUGCCCCACUUCGACCUGCGGUGGGAGGCCACCAGCAGCCAGUUCCGGCCCGAAGACGCCGACUACCAGCAGGCACUGUUGCUGGUAGGAGCCGUGGCCCUGGCCUGCCUCGCCCUGGACCUCCUCUUCCUUCUCUUCUACUCCUUCUGGCUGUGCUGCCGGCGGCGCAAGAGCGACGAGCACCUGGACGCGGACUGCUGCUGCACCGCCUGGUGUGUCAUCAUUGCCACGCUAGUCUGCAGCGCUGGCAUCGCAGUGGGAUUUUACGGUAAUGGUGAGACCAGUGAUGGCGUCCACCGGGCCACCUACUCGCUCCGACACGCCAACCGCACUGUGUCAGGGGUCGAGGACCGCGUGUGGGACACUGUGGCAGCCCUGAACCGCACGGCAGAGCCCAGCCUGCAGAGCCUGGCACGGCAAAUGGCCGGGAGGCCUGAACCCCUGAGAGCUGUGCAGCGGCUGCAGGGCUUGCUGGAGACGCUGCAGGGCUACACAGCGGCCAUUCCCUUUUGGAGGAACCCCGGCGUGUCGCUGGAGGCUCUGGCCGAGCAGGUGGAUCUCUACGACUGGUACAGGUGGCUGGGCUACCUGGGCCUGCUGUUGCUCGAUGUGAUCAUCUGCCUCCUGGUGCUGGUGGGCCUCAUCCGAAGCUCCAAGGGCAUUCUGGUCGGGGUCUGCUUGCUGGGGGUCCUGGCCCUGGUCAUCAGCUGGGGUGCACUGGGCUUGGAGCUGGCUGUGUCUGUGGGCUCCAGUGACUUCUGCGUGAGCCCUGACACCUACGUGACCAAGGUGGUGGACGAGUACACUGUGCUGAGUGGGGACAUCCUGCAGUACUACCUGGCCUGCUCACCCCGUGCCGCCAACCCCUUCCAGCAGAAGCUGUCGGGUAGCCACAAGGCGCUGGUGGAGAUGCAGGACAUUGUUGCCGAGCUGCUGAAGAGUGUCACUCGGGAAAACCCAGCCUCCAAGGACCACCUGCUCCGAGUCCAGGAGGUGCUGAACGGCACAGAAGUGAACCUCCAGCACCUCACAGCCCUGGUGGACUGCCGCAGCCUGCACCUGGACUACGUGCAGGCGCUGAUGGGCUUCUGCUACGACGGCGUGGAGGGCCUCAUCUACCUGGCUCUCUUCUCCUUCGUCACGGCUCUCAUGUUCAGCUCCAUCGUCUGCAGCAUUCCCCACACCUGGCAGCAGAAGAGGGGCCCUGAGGAAGACGGGGAGGAGGAGGCGGCCCCGGGGCAGCGGCAGGCACAGGACAGCCUGUACCGCGUCCACAUGCCCAGCCUCUACAGCUGUGGGAGCAGCUACGGCAGCGAGGCCAGCAUCCCAGCCGCUGCGCACACGGUCAGCAACGCCCCGGUCACCGAGUACAUGAGCCAGAAUGCCAAUUUCCAGAAUCCCCGCUGUGAGAACACCCCUCUCAUUGGGCGCGAGUCCCCACCGCCCUCAUACACGUCCAGCAUGAGAGCCAAAUACCUCGCCACGAGCCAGCCUCGCCCCGACUCCAGCAGCAGUGCGCACUAGACGCCCGACGCCCGCCUCGCGCCACCUGCCCCGUGCCACCCACCCACCCCUCCUGAGCCAGCACUGCUGCCACCGAGGCCGCCGGAGCCCGCCCCUCCCCCCUCUCCCUGCAGGGCGCUCUGGACCCCCAUCCCUGCCUGGGUCACAAGAUAGACGCUGCCACCAUGCCCUGGCCCUGCCUGGCCUUCUCCCGUGUCCUUCCACUCUCUUGGACUUACUGAGCCCCGCUCUGUGCCAGGUGCUUCUGUGCUCAUGUGCGCCUUCUGCAGGUGGCCCUCCAGACUCCGCAUCACAGCCCUGGCCUCUCCUGCCCGCUCUGCCACCCCCCCCCCGCGGCUCUUGGACUCCCCUGAUGGCACUGGCACCUGCGCUGACCCUGUAUCCCUGGGGUCACAUCUUCAUUCACAGGAAACCCCUGCCUGGCAUUGCUGGCAACCGAGGGACAGGCCCACACCCUCCCACUCGUCUGCCCCAAUGCGCGCGUCUUUCUGCAGCAUCCAGCGCCUGCCUGACCACGUCCAGCCGCGCUCAGUCCUGGCUUUGCUUCUCCCUCCAGCUCCCAAGCCUCCAGAGAGGCCCCCUCUCCGCCCCGCCCCGCCCCCCCCCGCUGGCCCAGCACUGCCAGGACAGCAGAUGCACUUGCCCAGUGCAGCUCCCUCACUGGCCUUCCAGUGCUGGCUGCCCUCUUGGUGCCAAAUCCCUUCCCCCUCCCAAAGACUUGGCAGCUUCGUCGGGUUCGUUUUUUGCACUAACCAUGUUCAUCAUCUCUAGUGCAGGCGGGCGAGGGCUGAGCUGGACGCCGCCCCUCCCCCUCCUCCGUCCCAUUUCCACCCAGGACAGGUGCCGUGUCCCUGGAGCCCAGCCUGGGGAUGGGAUCCAAACAGUCUGUGAAAGCGCCCCCAGCCCCUGAAGCCCGUCUGGGGACUAACCACUAACCUCACUCCCAGCCUCCACCAGCCCGCUGGGCACGAGAGCCCGCGAGUUUGACCCUGCGUCCGGCCCGGAGCCUGCAUCCAGCCCUGCGGCUGGGAACCUGGGUGGAAGGGGCUCUUUCCUCAAGGGGUGCUGUUGGGAGGGACUGCAGGCCUACAGGCUGUCCGGAGGGCCUGGAGACCCCUCCCUCCCUGGGCAGAUGCAGCCUCAGGCACCCUUCCUGUGAAGCGGGGGACAGGCUCCCCUAAGGUGCUUUUGGUGUCAGUGUACAAUGUUUGCUGUGCUUCCUGCCAUGGUGGCUGCGAGCCACAAGUCACCACGUGGACGGAGCCCUGGCCAGCCAGGACGGCGAGGCCAGGGCCAGGUGUGUCCAGUGGGCCACAGGGACCCUGUGGCAGGAGGCAGUUUACAGACAGACCUGUUGCUCCCUCCUGGAGUAGCAGAGCAGGGCAGCGGCGCAGCCGCAGGACCGGCCUCACCCCUCCCUGGGCUGAGACUGCCCUGCUCUGCCUUCCAAACCCUUCUCUGCUGGUGUCGGACCAAAAAGGGGGUGGGCAGGGGCGUGGGGACUGGGCGUCAGCCCUGAGCCUUAGGGGAGCACCCCGAGUUCCUGGCCUCACUCCAGGAACCAGGCAUUCCUCGGAGCUCUGCCUGCCGAGGGCACGUUCCUGGCCAAGGCUGUGCCCGCCUGGGUGCCCGCCUCAGCAGCACCGAAGCACACGCUGCCCACAGUUGAAUGCACAUAGCACGAGAGGCCGGUGCUGCCCAGACAUCGUGUGCCCACAUGCCCGGCCAUGAGCUUCCUCAGGGAGGCUCGCCAGGGGAGAGGGCCAAGUGAAGGGGUUCGUACUCCACUGCCCAUGGAGGGGAGCCACUUUGCCCCCUGGUCUCCUUUUCUGAGUUUUGGGAACCAUUUGCCUCCCUUCCCAGUGACCUUCCCUCAGGCAGCAGGUUGGGGCCAGCUGCCCCGUGAUGGGACCCUGCCCUGAGACCCCAGAGACCUGAUGGCUGGGGACAGGGAGGCCAAGCGCACUCAGCCAUCAGGUGGUGCCCCGCCCAGCAGGGCAGGCUCUUGGGUGCUCUGCAGGGGUCCAUUUCCCCAGGUUUAGGCGGGGCAAGGUUUAGGAAGUGGAGGGUCUGGUUGGGGUGUCAGCCUUGAACCCCCUUUUCCUGGUGACUUCCAUCCACCUCACUAUGCAACCCCCUCCCCAAACCUGCCCAGCCCAGCCAGGAGGACCAGAUGACCAGGGCCCUCUGUGGGCAUUUUUGUGUUUAACCAUAAUGGUUGUGUGCCAUGCCCGUCUAUGUGUUAUACAUACGGAUUCAUUCAGACUGGCCUCCCCGCCCCCUCCACCCUGCAUCUUAACUACGUGUGAACUAACACCGGAGCGCCGGUCCCGCGUGCCCCUCCAGCCUCCGCAGGGCCUUGGCUGUGUCCUGUCGCCGUGUUUUUGUUUUGUAAGACUGGGGAGGGGGGUGGAUUUUAUUUCUUGGGGGGACUUUAUUUUUCUUGGCAAAUACUAAAAAAGAAAAAAAAAUCUUGUCCAUGUAAUUUCUGUGGUUUCUAUUCAGCUUGGGUUUCAUGUUUUAAA
This is a messenger RNA of Dipodomys ordii (Ord's kangaroo rat), 4147 nucleotides long. It is a transcript of the gene Ttyh3, whose product is annotated as tweety family member 3. Gene Ontology annotation, cellular component: plasma membrane. The record is from RefSeq and is a predicted model, not a curated record. The transcript has 14 exons. NCBI's taxonomy places the organism in Eukaryota, Metazoa, Chordata, Mammalia, Rodentia, Heteromyidae. The coding region runs from base 48 to 1622 and encodes 524 amino acids. Gene Ontology annotation, molecular function: intracellularly calcium-gated chloride channel activity; volume-sensitive chloride channel activity.